This is a messenger RNA of Cornus florida, 5549 nucleotides long. RefSeq names its product ferredoxin-dependent glutamate synthase 1, chloroplastic/mitochondrial-like. Gene Ontology annotation, molecular function: glutamate synthase (NADH) activity. Bases 193 to 5079 code for a protein of 1628 amino acids. Gene Ontology annotation, biological process: ammonia assimilation cycle. The transcript has 33 exons. NCBI's taxonomy places the organism in Eukaryota, Viridiplantae, Streptophyta, Magnoliopsida, Cornales, Cornaceae. The record is from RefSeq and is a predicted model, not a curated record.
GCGAAGUGGACGCUAGAGGAGGAGGGUGGUUCCGGACCUCUGUUUUUUUUAUCUUCACAUCCAUUUCCUUCCUUCUCCACACGAUCCAUUUCCUUCUAUCUCUAAACCCACACUCUCUCUCUAAAACAUCUCUCUAUAUGCACACACAUAUAAUCAUUCUCUCUCAAGAAUUGCUUCUUCCAUCGAUCAACCAUGUCUCUGCAGUCAUUGCCUCUCACUCCUCAGCAUCUCUGCUCCAAUGGCCGGUCUUCGAGACCGAGUUCAAUUUUCGCGUCGAACAGAGAUUCUCUCUUCGUCGAUUUUGUUGGUCUUUACUGUAAAUCGAAGCGAACUCGACGAAGAAUUGGAGUUUCAAAUGGUGUUCGGAGUUUAGCGACCAAGAACUGUUCCACUGUCAAAGCUGUUGUUGAUUUUGAACGCGUCGCCAAUGCCCCUGGAAAAUCUUUCGGUUCAAAACCUAAGGUUGCAAACUUGAAUGAUAUAAUAUCAGAAAGGGGGGCUUGUGGAGUUGGAUUUAUAGCCAAUUUGGAAAAUAAAGCAUCACAUGACAUUGUUAAGGAUGCACUUACAGCUCUCGGUUGCAUGGAACAUCGUGGAGGAUGCGGAGCAGAUAACGACUCUGGUGAUGGUUCGGGAUUGAUGACUUCAAUUCCAUGGGAUCUUUUUAACAAUUGGGCUGAAAAGCAGGGGAUUGCUUCUUUCGAUAAGUUGCAAACUGGUGUUGGAAUGGUUUUCCUUCCCAAAGACGAUGAUCUUAUGAAAGAAGCCAAAACAUUUAUUAUCAAUACAUUUAGACAAGAGGGUCUUGAGGUGCUUGGAUGGAGGCCUGUUCCUGUAGAUACUUCUAUAGUUGGAUACUAUGCCAGAGAAACCAUGCCCAAUAUACAGCAGGUGUUUGUUAAAGUUGCCAAAGAAGAAAAUGUUGAUGAUAUUGAAAGGGUACUGUACAUUUGCCGGAAAUUGAUUGAAAGAGCAGCCAACUCAGAAACUUGGGGAAAUGAACUUUAUUUCUGUUCUCUGUCCAACCAAACAAUAGUUUACAAAGGAAUGCUUCGGUCAGAAGUUCUCGCAAGAUUUUUUUCUGACUUGCAAAGUGAUCUUUAUAAAUCUUCUUUCGCCAUUUACCAUCGGAGGUAUAGCACAAAUACUAGUCCGAGAUGGCCUCUUGCUCAACCAAUGAGGUUACUUGGUCACAAUGGAGAGAUCAAUACCAUACAGGGUAACUUGAACUGGAUGCAAUCUCGAGAAUCCUCAAUGAAGUCUCCUGUUUGGCAUGGUCGUGAAAACGAAAUUCGUCCUUAUGGCAACCCGAAGGCAUCUGACUCAGCGAAUCUUGAUAGUGCAGCAGAAUUUUUACUAAGAAGUGGCCGUAGUCCCGAGGAAGCUCUGAUGAUUCUUGUUCCAGAAGCAUACAAGAAUCAUCCCACUUUGUCGAUAAAAUAUCCUGAGGUUGCUGAUUUUUACGACUAUUACAAGGGUCAAAUGGAGGCUUGGGAUGGACCUGCCUUGCUCUUAUUCAGUGACGGAAAAACUGUUGGAGCUACUCUUGAUCGAAAUGGACUUCGCCCUGCUAGAUAUUGGCGGACAAUAGAGAAUGUGGUCUACGUCGCAUCUGAGGUUGGUGUUCUACCAGUGGAUGAGUCAAAGAUUAUUAUGAAGGGCCGUCUGGGUCCAGGAAUGAUGAUCACAGUUGACCUCCUGAAUGGCCAGGUUUAUGAGAAUACAGAGGUGAAAAAACGAGUUGCCUUAUCAAAACCAUAUGGGAAGUGGUUGAAUGAAAACAUGCGAUCAGUGAAGCCUGCGAAGUUUCUUGCUGCGACUGUUAUGGACAAUGAAGCAAUAUUAAGAUGCCAACAGGCAUAUGGCUACUCAAGUGAGGAUGUGCAAAUGGUUAUUGAAACUAUGGCUUCUCAGGGGAAGGAGCCUACAUUUUGCAUGGGAGAUGAUAUUCCAUUGGCAAUAUUGUCUCAGAAGUCACAUAUGCUUUAUGACUAUUUCAAGCAACGGUUUGCUCAGGUUACAAAUCCAGCUAUUGAUCCUCUUAGAGAAGGAUUAGUUAUGUCUCUUGAAGUCAACAUUGGGAAGCGUGGAAACAUUUUAGAGGUUGGACCUGAGAAUGCCUCUCAGGUUAUUUUGUCUAGUCCUGUACUGAAUGAAGGGGAGCUUGAGUCGCUGCUGAAAGAUCCCCACUUGAAACCCCAAGUGCUACGAACUUUUUUUGAUAUAAGGAAAGGAGUUGAUGGUUCCUUGGAAAAGACAUUGAAUAAGCUUUGUGAAGCUGCUGAUGAAGCUGUUAGAAAUGGUUCCCAGUUGCUUAUUCUCUCUGACAGGUCUGAUGAGCUGGAACCAACUCGGCCUGCCAUUCCAAUACUUCUUGCAGUUGGUGCUGUUCACCAGCAUUUGAUUCAAAAUGGCCUGCGAAUGUCAGCUUCCAUUAUUGCAGACACUGCUCAGUGCUUCAGUACUCAUCAUUUUGCUUGUUUGAUUGCAUAUGGUGCAAGUGCCGUAUGUCCAUACUUGGCAUUGGAGACAUGCCGACAGUGGCGUUUGAGUAAUAAAACUGUGAACCUGAUGCGGAACGGAAAGAUGCCAACUGUUACUAUUGAACAGGCUCAGAAGAAUUUUUGCAAGGCAGUUAAAUCUGGUCUUUUGAAAAUUCUUUCCAAAAUGGGCAUCUCAUUACUUUCGAGUUAUUGUGGUGCCCAGAUAUUUGAAAUUUAUGGAUUAGGAAAAGAUGUUGUUGAUCUUGCAUUUUGUGGGAGUGUAUCAAGUAUUGGUGGAUUAACUCUUGAUGAGCUGGCAAGGGAGACUUUGUCAUUUUGGGUGAAAGCUUUCUCCGAGGAUACAGCUAAAAGACUAGAAAAUUUUGGGUUUAUACAAUUCAGACCCGGAGGGGAAUAUCAUGGAAACAACCCAGAGAUGUCAAAACUGCUCCACAAGGCUGUCCGCCAAAAGAGUGAAAGUGCUUUUUCAGUGUAUCAGCAGCAUUUAGCUAAUCGACCUGUGAAUGUGCUUCGUGACCUUCUCGAGUUUAAAAGUGACCGUGUUCCAAUUCCUGUUGGAAAGGUUGAACCUGCUUCAUCUAUUGUUCAGCGGUUCUGCACUGGUGGGAUGUCACUUGGAGCUAUUUCCAGAGAAACUCAUGAAGCAAUUGCCAUUGCAAUGAAUAGAUUAGGUGGAAAAUCUAAUUCAGGAGAAGGUGGUGAGGAUCCAAUUCGCUGGAGCCCUCUUACUGAUGUUGUUGAUGGCUAUUCUCCUACCUUGGCUCAUCUCAAAGGUCUUCAAAAUGGAGAUACAGCUACAAGUGCAAUCAAGCAGGUUGCUUCAGGGCGUUUUGGUGUCACUCCGACAUUCCUGGUUAAUGCUGAUCAAUUAGAAAUCAAAAUUGCGCAAGGUGCAAAGCCUGGUGAAGGUGGACAAUUGCCUGGCAAAAAAGUUAGUGCAUAUAUUGCAAGACUAAGAAACUCCAAACCUGGGGUUCCGCUUAUUUCUCCACCUCCCCACCAUGACAUUUAUUCUAUUGAGGAUCUUGCCCAAUUGAUUUUUGACCUUCAUCAGGUCAAUCCUAAGGCUAAAGUGUCUGUAAAGCUUGUGGCAGAAGCUGGUAUUGGCACAGUUGCUUCUGGAGUUGCAAAGGGUAAUGCUGAUGUUAUACAGAUAUCAGGGCAUGACGGGGGGACUGGAGCAAGUCCCAUAAGCUCCAUUAAGCAUGCUGGUGGUCCUUGGGAACUUGGACUUACAGAAACACACCAGACACUAAUCGAAAAUGGACUCAGAGAAAGGGUUAUUCUCAGAGUUGAUGGUGGCUUCAAAAGUGGAGUUGAUGUCCUUAUGGCCGCAGCAAUGGGUGCUGAUGAGUAUGGGUUUGGUUCUGUGGCAAUGAUUGCUACUGGAUGUGUUAUGGCUCGUAUUUGCCACACAAAUAAUUGUCCAGUUGGAGUUGCCAGUCAGAGAGAAGAACUGCGCGCUCGUUUCCCUGGUGUGCCUGGUGAUCUUGUCAACUUCUUUUUAUAUGUUGCUGAGGAGGUAAGAGGAAUAUUGGCACAACUGGGCUAUGAGAAGCUGGAUGAUAUAAUUGGACGAACAGAUCUACUGAGACCUCGCGAUAUUUCGUUGAUGAAAACUCAGCAUCUUGAUCUUAGUUAUUUUCUUUCUAAUGUCGGAUUACCGAAAUGGAGUAGCACGACGAUCAGGAAUCAGGAUGUUCAUAGCAAUGGUCCUGUUCUGGAUGAUAUUUUACUCUCAGAUCCAGAGAUAUCAGAUGCAAUUGAGAAUGAAAAAGUGGUCAGUAAAAGCAUAAAGAUAUACAAUGUGGACCGUGCAGUUUGUGGGCGUAUAGCAGGUGUGGUUGCAAAGAAAUACGGCGACACUGGUUUUGCUGGGCAGCUGAAUAUAAUAUUUAAUGGGAGUGCUGGGCAGUCAUUUGCUUGUUUUCUGACACCUGGAAUGAACAUUCGACUAGUAGGAGAAGCUAAUGACUAUGUGGGAAAGCUGAUGCUGGCAAUUAAUUUUAAGGGUAUGGCUGGAGGUGAAUUGGUUGUUACUACUGUUGAGAACACUGGAUUUUGCCCUGAGGAUGCAGCUAUUGUAGGGAAUACCUGCUUAUAUGGGGCGACAGGUGGUCAAAUCUUUGUCAGAGGUAAAGCUGGAGAGCGUUUUGCGGUGAGAAACUCACUUGCUCAAGCGGUAGUGGAAGGCACUGGAGAUCAUUGUUGUGAGUACAUGACAGGAGGUUGUGUGGUUGUGCUUGGAAAAGUGGGUAGAAAUGUAGCUGCCGGGAUGACUGGAGGUUUAGCAUACAUUCUUGAUGAAGAUGAUACUCUUAUCCCCAAGGUAAAUAAGGAGAUUGUGAAGAUCCAAAGAGUGGUUGCCCCUGUGGGGCAGACGCAGCUAAAAAGUUUAAUUGAAGCCCAUGUUGAAAAAACUGGAAGCGGCAAAGGCUCUGCUAUUUUGAAGGAAUGGGACAAAUAUCUGCCUCUCUUUUGGCAGCUGGUUCCGCCUAGUGAGGAAGACACCCCCGAGGCUUGUGCUGAGUUUGAGAAAACAUCUACGGGCCAGGUGACUUUACGGUCUGCUUAGGAUGAGGGUAAUACCACAAUACCUUUGAGGUCGGUGAUAUAACCAUGAAGUUACCAUCCCAGCUAAUUACGUGUCAAGCUAGGGAAUGGAUUUCCUAUAAGAAAUUGUUGCUAAGUUGGGGAGAUGAGAUAGCGGGAUGUUGAAAAUCUUGAUAAUCAAAGCUUGUCAUUGCCUGGAGUAUGUGACACUGAUCUCCUUGUUGAAAAGCUAUCGCCUUACCUCAGUGCUACAGCAGUUGUAUAGUGAUGAUGUAGAGAAAUUGUAAAUUGUAGGAAGUAGAAACUUUUAAGACCUUGACACAGGUUUCGUGUUUUGUGAUACUAAUCCAAAUUUCUCAAUCUUGCAUUGGAUUAUUCCCCCCCCCCGGCCGGCAGGGCGGGUGAUAAAAGUCUUGUACGAUGUCCAAAGUGCUGCUGCUGUAAGUUGUGUAUUAUAAUUGUUACUUAUGAAAGAACAGUUCCAUUUUUGUC